AUGGGAUUUUUGAGUGGUGUGCUUAAGGAUGUCAGCGAGAAACAGCCUUACAGUGUGGGUAAAAAUGAUUUAAAACAUUUUGUUGAGACAGAAUUAAAAACUAAAUUAUCCACCGGGCGUGAGGGUUUUAAGGUCAUUGAGCAGGUGGCGAGGAAGGUGCGGGAGUAUAAUGAUAAAGUAAAAACAUCGAAUGAAAAAGUGAAAAACAUCAUAAAUGAAAUGAAAAACAGCGUCGGUGAGACGUUGACAAAAAAGAUGCAUGCUAUAAAUAAUGAUCAUCCUGUAGAAACUGACGUCACGGCAGCCGAAGCCUUGGCCAACGAGUAUGCUUCAAAAGGUACGGAUUUCAUAAACGGUUUCCGUGUUCGAAAGGAUUUCAAUAUUAAACAAGGUGCGAAGUACGAUGAUAUAGACGAAUUUAAGGACUUGAAUCCUGACGUACAACAGAAAAUUACUAAUGCUAUACAAAACAUUUCGUAUGAAGCUACACGGCUUGGUGCGUUGUCUGCGAAGGAAAUAAGUAACUUUGAUGAGAUGACAGCGAAGAUCAAAGAUACGUUUAGUUCGCUUAAAAGAUGCGUGAAUGAUCAGAUCGGCCUUAAAGUACAUGCCCUCGUUUCCGAAUUAGUGAAAAUAAUAAACAACAUUUGGAACUCGCUAAAUGAAAUUGCCGAUACGCUGCGGCAAUAUAUAACAGAGUUGGUGGAGUGGAUUAUUGAGGCAGACAAAAUCAUGACUGAAGCAAUCAAGGGGGCGAGGGAAAUUGAACAGAAGAAUCCGGGCUGGAGAGAGCAGCUAACAAUUGAGGGUAAAGCAAACGAAUUGAAAAACAAAGGUGAACAGCUUUAUCAGAAAUUCGAGAGUGCAAAGCAGAAAGUUGAGAACAAUGUAAAAGCAGCGCUUGGGAAGGUGAAAGAGAUGGACGGGAAGCUGAAGGAGGAUUUGUAUAAGGUUAAGCAAGCGGUGGAUGCGCAGGUGGCGGAGAUUAAAAAUAAGAUUGGACAGAUGUACAAGCAAAUUGACCCAAGUGUCAACCAGGUAACGGCGGAUAACAAGCAAAAGAUUGAUACACUAAUGAAGCACAUUAAAUCAAAAAUUGGAGUGAUUGCGGGAAGUGGCGUAAGAGUAACGAAAGGACUAGAUAUAAUAAAAAAAACAAUUAAAACAUACGUCAGAGCGUUUAGAGAAAGCUUGGGGGGAAAGGUUGAAGAAUGGUUAACAGAUAUUAUAAAGAAGGAACCAGUGAAAUGGUAUAUUUCAAAGUAUGCCUUAAAUAAUAAGAAUAUAAUUCAUCAGGAAUACCGGAAUGCUACUGAUGACGAUGAUGUGUAUUCACAACUUGCCACUAAAAUUGCAAGCGUUAUUAAGGGGCAGUUCGAAAGUGAAGUUAACGGCAACAUGAUCCGUAAAGCUGUUGAAGACGUAGCUUCGAAUCAAAAUGCAAACAUCGAAAACAAUUUGCAAGACAUUAAAACCAUUUGCACAAGUUUUGCAGACGCACUUGAUCGGAAACUUAAGAACAGCGCCUUGAAAGGUUCCCAGGUUCAAAAUCCUGAAAUUACAUCUUUCAUCAAAAGUAUAGCAAGCACAAUUGAGAAAGCGCUCAGGGAAUCGGACUAUGAUUCUUCAACGGCCAUCCCCGAUUUUUAUCUUAUAUCUGGUCUCCACUCCAUCCUCCCGUCGUUGGCUGCUUCCGCAAGGCAUCUAGCAAAGGAAGUUGAUAGCCUCGCCUUGCAGCCUAACGGAAACAGUAUUGGCAAACAAUUGGACGACGCAGCGUCCACGGCUAAUGAGCUAUACGGUAGGUUCGAGACGGUGCUUGGCUUACCACCUGAUCCCGACCGUGAAAAACCCAAUCACGCCAAAGCCGUCGACACCGCGAUCGAGGGUGUGACUGCAGAGCUUGCGAAAAAGCUGAAGCCAGGUGACGCUAAUGCGGUCAAGCUUGAUAAAGACGAUACGUUCCGGCAAUACAAUGGUUUCGUCGAGCAAGAUAAUUUGGCCGCCCUUACUAACCCUGACUUCAACAUCAUCAAAAGCGCAGGCUCCCUCCCCGCGGCGAUCGGUGUGAUCAGAGAAAAAAUGGUGAAAGACCUAGAUGAGGCAUGCAAGGAGACAAAAAACGCAACCGUAUUCGACACAUUAUCCAAAGAAAUCAAAAAUAGUCUAAAUGCGCUUGUCAAUGCGUUUGCAGAAGCUGGUGAAGAGGUUAAAAAAAAAUUGGUAACUUUUAAUAAUACGAAAAUCGGCAAAACUGCACACGGCGUUGAAGCCGCAAGCGACACUUUGCAGAAACUUCAGAAGAAUCUCCUCGAUUUGCUAACCGGUAAACUGGAACCUCUCAUUAAGUUGGCCAACAAAUGCAUCAGAAGUGACGCCGACGUGUUUAAAAAACGAUGCAUUGACAGCCUCACACAACAUGUCAACACUGAAUCUCAAGAAGCAGUAGACAAGCUCAUCACUCAAGCAAGAAAGCUGUGCAUAUCGUCAAUGAAGUCUUCCCUCGAACAAUUUUCGGGGAAGGUCACCGAGGAGCUGAAGCCCCUGCCCACCCUCAUCGACACCGACAGGCGGCACGGCUUUAAGGGUUUUAUGCGGACGUUGGAAGGGACGAUUGGAGAUGAUGGUGGGACGACGGACGAGAAUAUUGCGAGACUCAAGGGUCUCGUAGGUCAGCUGUCAGGGCAUGUGAAACAUAAGGACACGUUCCAAAAUCUGUCGCAGAAAUUCAAACAGUUCUGGCAUCCACUCCACGACUACCUCAAAGAAGAGACCAAAAGAGUUCACGCAGCGAAUAACGAGAAAACCAAUCCCGAGCCCACCGGCGAGGAACCACUCUACACCUCCAAACUCGACGCUGCUAAUACCGCGCUCAACAGCCUACUCGAUCACAUUAGUAAUCACCGCUACAACCACGAAGUGCCCUUCAUGCUAGAUCAGCUCUCCGCUGCAAUUGCCACCCUCGCUCCCGAAUCCUUUGCCAGGACCACGACCCCCCUGCUUGACGGUAUAAGUAAGGGGCUGGGUAAGUUUGCGGCUGAACUAGGGAAGGCGUACAUCUCUGCCUACGACAGUGAGACGUUUGGCGGCGAAAUGUUCGAGAAGCAGAAAUUAACGCCGUAUGGCGCCAAAUUCGCCAAAAUAUGCUUCACCGUGGUAUGCACCCUAAAGGCCACUUUGACCGACUUGACGCACAAUUGCAAGAGUCUACGUGGACAGCAAAUUAAUAAGUCCACCGACGUGGGAAGAUCGUUUGUCGCCCACGGCUACGCGGUCUCCGAUGCGACGCUGCAAAACGGCGAGUUGCAAAACAAACCGACAGUGGCGGGGGAGAACGUUGCCAAGCGGCUGCUGCUACCAAUUCGCGGCGCCAACGAGAACCAACACCUUAGAUGGUGUGAAUCGAACAAGCAGAGAAAAGCCGACCACUUCCACGUCUUCGACGCCAUUGACUGCAUAUUCAGUCACUUCGAGCAGUACAAUGAACUGUGCCACCUGCUCACGGCCUCAGCGAAGCAGCACCCGUGCUCCGUGUACGACAUAUUGAUCUGGCUCAGCGGUUUCCCGUACACUGCAGUAUAUGCUUCGAUGCGUGAUAUAACCAUCAGUGAUCUGUUUGACAACCCGCAUAAGAAGGCGGCCGGCGACGACGAACUUGAGCUCACAUCGACUGACAUGGCAGCCCAAUCCAUAACGGCGCACCCCCGAAACAUAUCGUAUACUUACGUACGUAAAGCUGUGGACCAUAUCUGUGCGACGUCGUAUGACGUGUUGACUGCCGUCGUCGGCACUGGCGACUCCAGGACCGUUUACGCCUCCGACUUCUGCAACAACUCAUUCAAUUUCCAUUACCCAUCCGAUCCGUCGGACUGCCUUGACAUGCUGCUGGACCUACUGCGCCGAUUGUUGCCCGUGUUCCGGUUCCUGGAACUGCAGUGUAACAUCAAGCCUGAACACCACGGCUGGUCACACUGCCGCUACGGGAGGGACAUCCCUACAACCAAAUCGCAGUGUAACGAGCACUCAAGCGAGGAACCAAACGGCCAAGCAAAGUGCCAAGUAAAUUGCCAAGCAACGUCCCCGCUUAUGUUAUACCUCAGUGACAGCCUCCCUGGCCAUCUGCCGCACCAACUGCAGUCAGUGGGAUGCAGGGCGAAAUGCAGCACCUGCUCCAAGAGCGCUCCAGGGCAACCGUGCCUGCUUCCUCUCGGAUUUAAGGGCUUCUCGGGAAGCUCCAAAACGGGCAGGCAGUUGCGUGACGUAAUCAAUACCUUCCUCAGUACAGGCUUAAUAUCCUCACUGAUGUGCCUUCUGCCCAAGCCACCAUCGACGCUGCCCGAGCACUUCCAGUUUGUAUUUACCUUGGUUGGUGCGUUUAAUGCUAGCAGAGAUGGCAACUCAAAUGCCGUCAAUGCUGCGUUUGUGAAGGCAAUCAAGAAGCAGUCCAUCGACUUGUAUGCGGAGCCAUCAGAACUCACAGGCGCGCUUAGUGACGCUUACAGAAGCAGCCAAAGUCAUGAGGGUAGAAAUCAUCCGAGACCUACGGAGGCCGACCUGUCAAGUCUGUCUAAAACAGAGUCCUGCAAAUACGCUAGUACUGACGAUGUUCACUGCGCUCCGUACCUGACCACGUUGCACAGCGAUGCAUACCAAUACGCGGCCGAAAAGCACGCCGGCCUCUACCUGUCAUGGGCAGUGUACUUACCGUGGUCGUUCUGGCAGUGUCUUGAAUCUUUGUUCAGGGCGUUUACCAAUAUAUCCUGCCAGGAUUGGGGAUGUCGUCGCUGUACGCACGGCACAGCUUGUAAACGGGGUAAGCAUGGCGCUGCCUAUAACUGCCAGUGCAAAGGCCUCGUUGAAUGCCGCGGUGUCAUAAGCACGUUAUAUAGUUUCGGGUUCACGUUCGGCAAUCCUGAAAAAUUGUUAGACGCUGAAGGUAGAAGGUAUUGCCACAAUUUCUACAAACAACUCAACAAUGUAUUAAAUUCCAACUACUUCAGAACGCUGUUCGAAAAAUGCGACGAAUUCAUAUUCACCAUUAGACAGCCGUUUAUAUGGCUUAACGUCGCACUCUGGUCACUAUCCCUCUUCUACCUCAUCUGCGUAAUGGUUGGCAGACUGGAUGUGCUCCACAUCAAAUCACACCUGAGAUCACCGUCAUCGCACAAGAUAACGGCGCAAUCACUGUUGGCUGCAGCGCAAGUCGGAAGGCUUGCCAAGAUAUCGUAUCUACAACCGUAA
This is a messenger RNA of Babesia bigemina, 5241 nucleotides long. RefSeq lists its product as hypothetical. The coding region runs from base 1 to 5241 and encodes 1746 amino acids. NCBI's taxonomy places the organism in Eukaryota, Apicomplexa, Aconoidasida, Piroplasmida, Babesiidae. The transcript has a single exon. The record is from RefSeq and is a predicted model, not a curated record.